AGAAUUGCUAUGAAAUGAGCUUCAUUGAUAGCUCUGGCCUUGAAUAUCAGAUUGUUCGUCAUAAUAUCAAAGAAGAAAAAGAAGAGCUGCAUAUUAAGGAGGAACCAUGGUCUCCUGGAAGCCCCAGCAGUGAUGAAUAUCCACCUGUUGCAGUCACCAUUAAACAAGAAGAGGAAUUGUGUGUUGAGGAUCAGGAGGGUUUGGCUUCACUUGGUUGAUGGUAGGUUGGUUGAUUCGACUGAAGAAGCUGCUUUAUCAGUCAACUUGCCUCCAUCAAGUACUUCAUCGCUUUUGAAAAUGGAGGUGCCGUUGUGGCCGGUCGGGGCGGCUUUGCGAGGCCCGGAGCCGUCGGACGGGCCCGGGCUUCGGCUGUUGGGCCUGGAAGGCCGCUUGGCUUCGGCCGAGAAGAAGCUGGGCGGUUGCCAGAGGACGGUGACCGAGCUGGGCAGCCAGCUGGAAGGCAAAUGGGCCACCCUGAGCGGCCUGGUGGAGGAAUACGGGCGGCUCCAACGGCGGCUGGAGAACCUGGAGAACCUGCUGCGGAACCGCAACUUCUGGAUUCUCCGCUUCCCGCCAGGCGGCCAGGGGGAGACGCCCAAGGUUCCGGUCACUUUCGAUGACCUUUCUAUUCAUUUCAACGAGCACGAAUGGGGCAACCUGGAUGAAUUGCAGAAGGAUCUCUACAAGACGGUCAUGAAAAGCAAUUAUGAGAUGUUGGUCUCCAUGGAUUACGCAAUUGCCAAGCCCGAGAUCCUGACCCGGAUUGAACAAGGAGACUCCUUGUGUGAUACAAAUGUUGACGCCAUGCCUGAGAAUAACACACCUGCACACCCUGGCACAGAGUCCACCGUUGCUCCAGUCGAUGUUUCUUUGUGGCUGAAGGAAGAAGUAGAAGGACCUCAAGGCGGUGGCAAUGACAGGCCUCCUGAGGAGAUUGGUGCUGGACUUCACGAGGGUUCUUCAGUGGAGUAUCUAGACAUACCCUCAGGGAUUAAAGAGGAGAUGGAGGAGGUGUGCUUGGGCCCCGGGGAAUCCCACAGAGAGCACAUGCAGUACGAUCCUAGUGAGGAAUAUCAGACCAUUACCAUUUCUGAGGAACAUCUCUGUGGACUUCAGGAAGACCAAUGUGCUCAGGACUCAUUCUUUGGGGAAGGCCCUAGCUCUGUAUUUUGCAACAGACUCUUAUUUUCGCUUGCCAUGUCCUCAAAGGGGAAGAGAAAGGGCCACGGUUCCUCCGAAGAGCGCAGCAAGAAGCACAGGAAGGCCAUCAGUCUGAAUUUGAAGAUGAAGAUCAUCAAAGCCUACAACGCUGGGAAGAAAGUGAACAUCAUCGCUCAAGAAGAAGGCCUGGCCCAUUCCACCAUCUCCACCAUUUUAAAGAACAAGGAGCGGAUCAGGGAGGCCAUGAAAGGAUCACCGGGGACAAAAGCCAUUAUCACCAGGCAACGCAAAGGCCUCAUCCACGAAACUGAGAAACUCCUGAUGCUUUGGAUCGAGGAUCAGAUCCAGAAAAGGAUUCCCAUCAGCCUCCCUCUCAUUCAGGCCAAGGCGCGCAGCAUUUUUGCCACCCUGAAGGAACGAGCGGGCGAGGAAUGCACUGAAACGUUCACGGCCAGCCGCGGCUGGUUCAUGCGGUUCCAGCGAAGGUUUAAUUACCACACUGUGCACCCGCCAGGCGAAGCUGCGGGAGCCAACAAAAUAGUAGCCCAACGCUUCCUUGAUGACUUCGACGAUCUCAUCACAGAAGGGAAUUAUUUGCCUGAACAGAUAUUCAAUGUGGACAAAACCAGGUUAUUCUGGGAAAAAAUGCCUGAAUGGACCUACCUUCACCAAGAGGCCCAAGCUAUGCCUGGAUACAAAGCUUUUAAGGACAGGAUCACUUUGCUGUUGGGUGGAAAUGUUGCCGGAUUCAAGCUGAAGCCAUUUCUGAUCCACAAAUCGGAGGAUCCUCCCGUGUGCGAAAAUAUCAGCCAGGAGACCCUGCCCGUUUAUUAUCAAUCUGAUCAGAAGGCUUGGAUGACCCAAGUCUUCUUUGAGGACUGGUUUGUGAAUUGUUUCAUCCCUCAAGUGCAGGAAUAUUGUUUUCAAAACAGAAUCCCUUUUAGAAUUCUUCUGCUCCUCAACAACGCCCCUGGAUAUCCCCUGCACCUGGACGAUGUCCAUCCAGACGUGAAGGUUGUUUAUCUACCAAAAAACACCAGCCCUUUCCUGCAGCCCAUGGAUCAGGGAGCUGUCUCGACCUUCAAAGCAUGCUAUUUACGGGCCACGCUGGCCACAGCUGUCGCCGCAAUGGAGGACAAUGGGGUGAUCUUGCACGAGUUUUGGAAAGCAUACGAUAUCAGCCACUGUAUUGAAAACAUCGCGACGGCCUGGAAGGACAUCAGCUUGAAAUGCAUGCAAGGGAUUUGGGAACGGUGCUUAAAACGUUUUGCUCUCCUUGUCCAUAAUUUUGUAGGCUUUGACCCGAACAAAGAUUUGGAGGAAAUAAGUCACAACAUUUUGACGCUCACCCGAGCCCUCAGUUUAGAGGCAGACGCAGAAGAUGUGAAAAAAUGGAUUGCCUACCCUGAGGGAGAGCUUUCCAACGAAGAAUUGAUCGAAUUGAAAGAAGAAUUGGAGGCCCAAGGCAUUGCGGAAGAGGAGGAAGAAAUAAAAUUCUAGACUUAAGUUCAGGAAGUUCAGUGUGAAACUAUCAACUGGCGUUUUUCUCGGAUGUUAGCAAAACGGUAUGAAAAUUAGGAAGUAUGGAUCUAAAUGUAAAAUGUUUGGAAAAUUACACUGGGAAGCCAGGAAGUUCAGUCUGAAAAUAUUUUCUCAGAUGUUUAAUGAAAUGUUACGAAAAUUAGGAAGUAUGAAUCCGAAUGUAGAACAUUUUGGAAAGCUACAUCGGGAGCCCACGAAGUUCAGUGUGAAAAUAUUGACUGGUGUUUUCUCAGAUAUUAAUGAAACGUUAUGAAAAUUAGGGAGUAUGGAUCCCAUUGUAGAACAUUUUGGAAAGUUACAUCAGGAGCCCAGGAAGUUUGUGUGAAAAUGUCGAUCAGUGUUUUCUCGUGUUAAUGAAAUGUUACAAAAAUUAGGAAGUAUGAAUCGAAAUGUAGAACAUUUUGGAAAGUUACAUCGGGAGCCCAGGAAGUUCAGUGUGAAAAUAUUGGUGUUUUCUCGUGUUAAUGAAAUGUUGCAAAAAUUAAGAACUAUGGUUCCGAAUGUAGAACAGUUUUGGAAAGCUAUGUCGGAAAUGCAUGUGUUUUAAGGAAAUAGAUGAGAUGAAGAAAAAAAUGUGCAAAGAAAACUUAGUGAAUUCUUUACGGACAGUUAUUUCUUGCUCACCUCUUCCUUCCUCCCCAUCCUGAAAAACAGGAGAAACCAGAAAAUGCUCGGUUCAUUAGCCUUCUCGGCCUUGGUAUCCGACAUUUCAAAAAACACAGCAAAAAGACUAAUCUUUGGAAGGGGAUUUCUGUUGAUGUUUACAGGUACACUACUGUAACUGUAAAUGCUGAUUUUUGUAUUAUUUUUGCAUUGUAACACAACAUGAUGGCACUUAAUAAUACAUGUUAGAUCAAAGAUAUUUUUAAAAUAUUGGAAAUGACCUUUGGUUCAUUGGAGGACAAAAUUGAUUUAUUUAGAAAUAAAGAUGUUUUAAAACAUGAAAAAAAUGUAGCUUGGUUCAUUGAAGGCUAAAGUUGUGUAUGAAGGGAAGAAUUAUAAGUUAAAUUGCAUAUCAAUGGAA
Notechis scutatus (mainland tiger snake) is the source of this 3727-nucleotide messenger RNA. NCBI's taxonomy places the organism in Eukaryota, Metazoa, Chordata, Lepidosauria, Squamata, Elapidae. The record is from RefSeq and is a predicted model, not a curated record.